Messenger RNA from Debaryomyces tyrocola, 5568 nucleotides. The record is from the annotation of a GenBank genome assembly. Lineage: Eukaryota; Fungi; Ascomycota; Pichiomycetes; Serinales; Debaryomycetaceae.
AUGUCGAGUUUAUCGCAACAGUUAAAGUCAAUAAACGAGAAGACAGCCUCUGUGGCGUUGGAUAGAAAAUCUCGUUCGAAGAUACAUUCAAAGUCACUUAUAUUUGAUCCCAAAAUUGCAUCAACUCAGGACUAUGAUUAUUUAUAUCAAAUCGGAUUAGAGGGUUUAGAAGACCUUAUUGAAAUAGAUUCUAGAUUUAGUAAAUUUAAACAAACGUUGUUUUCAGAAACUACUAUUAACUUGGAUAGAAAUGUUCAAACUCAAGAUACGUUGGAUCAAUUAAAUAAGAACGUUGAAGUUUUCUUGUCAUUAGUCAGUCCUUACUACUUAUUAACCCCUUCGACCAAGGCAGUUGAAUGGUUAAUUAGAAGAUUUUAUAUUAAUAUCCAUAACGGAGAAAUGUUAUUACUCACAAGUUUGCCGUUUUACAGUUCCCCAGUUUUCGUCAAAAUUUUGAAUGUCAUUCCAAAGAAUCAAUUCCCAAAGAUUUUUGAAUGGGUUGUUGGAUACAAGGAUUUAUUGAAGUCUCCUACUUCAAGUUCUAUUUUGAAGUCAUUCCAUAACGAUGCUAAGUUUUUCGAAUUAUAUUCCAAGUAUUUGAUGGAUCAGUUAAACAACCAUGCGGUUUUUAAGGAACAGUUAGUUUUCUAUUUGGCAAAUACUGUUCAGUUAGUUGCAUCGUUCACUCAUAAUUUGGGUCAGUUCGGCGAGACCUACUUACCAGUUAUCUUGGAAGUUGUCGGAAAAUUAUUAUUGGCAGAUUCAAAGUUGUCAUCUACUUUGCGUAAUGACAUAAGGUUAACCGCUUAUUCGAUAAUUUCGGUACUCUGUUCACUUGUUCCAUUGAGCCCUGAUUUAGUUAAAUCAUUUACGGAGUCAAUAUUGCAAGACCCAACUGCAUGCGACUCUAAUACACGCAAGCAAACCGUUAUCGUAUUAGGUCAGUUAUGGAAUUUUUACAAUGAAGAUAAUUUUGAAAUUGAUUGCUUUAAAAAUUUAUCUGCCUCAAAGUUGGUUCAAGAUGAUUUGUUGAAAAAUUUAAUUGACGAGGGAUAUAAAAUCAAUAAAUUCUUAGUGGUUUAUUUUGUAUCUAGUUUACCACAAAUCGAUGCAUUUAGGAUUUUAGACUUUAUUAAUGUGGACAGAUCUGAAACCUUUUUUAAGAUUGUGACUAGCAAAUUAUUGUAUUAUGCAUACAAUAAUCAAGAUGAAGUUAUAAGAGCGAAGUUAAUUGAAGCUUUUGAAUCUUUGUUAAAAACAGACAAAGAAUUGUUUGUUUAUGUUUUACAGAACUAUAAAGAUGGCUUGGAUAUAUCACAAUUAGAAAUGCAACUUAUGACUACCUUAGGUGACUCUAAUAUUGAAAAUAUCCACGAUGCAGAUAUCGAAUUAGAGGACGAAGAAGAAGAAGAAGAUCAAACAGUACUUGAUGUUGACUUCUCAGAUGUAUGUAAGAGCUUAGAAAAUUUUAAGACAUCUACUACUUCAUUUUUAAACAAAUCAUCCGAUGAAGAGUUUACCAAGUUAUUUCAGGCAUUUGCAGAAAAGUCCCGUUCGUUUAAUAUUAAGUCUCAAAGAUUAAUACUUGCAAGAUUCUCAAAGGUUGUCUUUGUUUCCGCUGAAUCUUCGAUCUCCUUUAUGUUGAGAGUUUCAUUUACACCAUCAGUACCUUUAUCAAUAAGACUUUUAGUUUUACGUUUUAUCAAAUUGAGAUUGAAAGAAUUGUCCUUGUCCGAAGAUAAAGUAGAUACAUACUUACUUGCUCCUAUUUUGCUCUUAGGAUUGUCCGAUACGAACAAAUCAAUUAGAGCAGGAUUCGCAGAAUUGCUAAGAGUAGUCAAAGAUACCACUCUGAAAUUUCAUGAUAGUAAGAAAAAAGUCAAAACUUCGUUAUUCAUGGAAGAUCAGAUUUAUGAUAAUACUGAACCUAGCAAGCGUGCUAUUAUUCCACCACAGGAUGGGUUAGAAAUGUUAAAUGUUUUAUUUGAGGAUUCAAAGUCAAUUUUAGACGACACUGUAAUUGAUAAAUCUCGCUUAAAUUACGUGCUCUUCCAGGUUUUAUUCAAAAGUCAAAAAUCUGGUCAAAAGAAAUUUGGUCAACUACUCUUGAAGACUUUUAUUUUGAAUCAAUGGGCUCUUCCAUUUUGGCCACUUGUCUUUAAGUAUAAAGUAUGGAAUAUAAUCAGUAUCGAGAAUAAUUCUAAUGGUGGGAAUGAUGAUAGAUUCUUUUUUAUCGAUACAGAUUUGACCGACUACUUUUCUGAUAGGGAUGACUUGACUGAACAAGCCAAGGUUUCAAAGAUCGAUUUUGAAAAUGACGUUGAAAAAACUAUCGUUGGAUUAGUAGGUGGUACAUCCUCUAAUGAUAAGAAUGUAAACAAGGAAGCUGAUUGGCUCUUGAAAGCACUUGAGGCUCCAAAUAAAUUACAAGUUGCUGCUGGUAAGAGGUUAUGCAGUGUAUUUACUUCUUUUACUUCUAUUGAUAUAAGAGCAAAACUAGUUAAUAAGUUGAUUGAAUUAUUGAUCAAUGAUGGUGACGAUAGCGAUAAUUUGGAAGUCGAUCCUAUAGAAGUAUUGCAGUUGUUAGAUAUGGAUCAUGAGACAAUUAUUUCUGUUUUAAGGAAUGUUCAAAUUGUUUCUCAAAUUCCCGAACAAGGUAUAGUUAAAAGGAGAAGAAGGUCAUCAAAUUCAACUAAGCAAGCUAUGGCCAGAGACGAUAUCAGUAGCAUUGCGGCUACUCAUUUGAAGAAAUUGACUAUCGUUUUAGAUCUAUUGGAAUUCAAUUUAAGAAAAAAGACUUCAGAUAUAGCAAAACCGGAUUUGCUUCAAAACUUGUUCAGGAUUUUAACUGAUUUGGAUUAUUUAGGAAAUGAUGGUAACUUGCCUAUUUUAUAUGCCCAAGAAACUUUGGCCUCGUGUAUGCUUUUGAGUAUUGUCCAGAUGAAAGACAAUUCAAAGUCAAAUUGUUUCAAAUUUGACUCUAAUGUCGUGAGAGCUGAUUUGAUUGUUAACUCAAUUAGAUUAUCUCAAUCUCCUCAAGUUCAAAAUAAGUUGUUAUUAGUUAUAGCUGAAUUAGCGGCUCUUGCGCCUGAAAUAAUUUUACAUUCUGUUAUGCCCAUCUUCACUUUUAUGGGUGCUCAUACAGUUAGACAAGAUGAUGAAUUCUCAAGUUCUGCCCUCCAACAAACUAUAGCAAAGGUGAUCCCGGCAUUAGCUGCAAAUGGCUCAUCCAGUUUAAGUUAUGAAAUUGAAUUUUUAUUAACUAGUUUUGUUGCUGCUUUUCAACAUAUUCCAAGACAUCGUCGUGUUAAACUAUUCACAUCAUUGACUAAAACUUUAAGUUACAAGCAUUCUUUACACAUUAUCUUAUUCUUAAUGGGCCAACAAUACUCCAGUAACGUAACAAGGAAUAAAGCCCAUGAAAGUAAUUCGAUAUUGGAAUUUACUUCUGCCUUCUUGAAGAACUUUUCAGCUCAGGAACAAUUAGAAGGAGUAGAGAAAUUUUACCAGUUAUGGAAUCAAAUUCCAAAUGCUCAAUUAGAACCAAAUAGCGACGAAUUUAAUGCUUUGAGUUCGAGGUCUAUUUUUGGAGUAUCAAUAUUAUCUCUAUCGAAAAGCGGCUUGUUGACUUUCAAAAGUCAAUUGUUGAAUUUUGUUGAUAAGGUAUUAGACUCAGAUACUCAAAAUGAUUUCAGUAACUUGCCAUCUUUGAAAUUAAAAAUUGCUCUUAUUUUAUUGGACCCAAAGAAACCUUCAGAAGACAAGACAAACCUCUUGAACUACUUCAGAAAAGUUACGUCGUUCAUAUUGUCUAGCUUAGAUACUUUUACGAAUGUUUCGAGGAAUGAUGUUUUACUUGACAAUUUGUAUACAUUGUUGGGUAAUUUCUUAGACUUGUUACCAUUGAAUUAUUUCAUUGAUUCAAUCAUCGAUUCCUUAGAUUGUGAUCAAAUUUCAAACACGUUAGAGAUCAAGAUUGCUAAAAACUUCGCUAUUUUGGCAAGUAGAAAGAUCGAAAAUGAGUUGAAUGCUAAUAAUAUUGAUGACGUUAUCGAAGAAAGUGUUCUCCGGAAAUUGUUACCAGUAUUAAACAAGGGUAUUAAAAAGAAUUUAGACAUUGAAUUACAACAAGCUUACUUGAAUGCCUUUUCGAGCAUUGUUAACAAAUUUGGUGGUUCUACCCAUGUAUUGGUAGCUCAAGGUAAUACCGAAGCAUUAAUUAACUCUUUGAAUAUUAUCACAUCACACAGUGGAUUAUUGAGUGAACAACCUGAAAUUGUUAUUUCUUCUAUAAAUGCUAUUACUAGUAUUGUUAAUGUUUUAGGUGUUAAAGCCAUUGGUUUAUUCCCAAAGAUUGUCCCUCCAUCAUUAAACAUCUGGAAAAAUACGACUGCUUCUGAAGAUGAAAGUUCCAAACUUUUGCAAGCUUCUAUUAUAUUGUUACUCGCUUGCUUGAUCAAAAAGAUACCCGCUUUCAUGACUACCAGUUUAGAUUCUAUUUUCAUCACAAUUUUAACUAGUGACUCAGUAGAUAAUACUGUGAGGUCAAGUGUGUUGCAGUUAAUUGUUGAGCAUAUGGAGUUAUCGCAGGUUUUAAAAUCCUUGUGUAAUAUUUGGAAUAACAAGAAGUUUUACCAAAAUGAUAAUGCUGGUAACCUCGGGUUAUACUUGAAUGUAUUGCAAUCAACUAUCGAAAGUAUGGAUAAGAAAUCAGCUUCAUCUCAAUCGACUUUAUUUAUGAAGUGGUUGAUCCAAGCUUUCGAAUUCAGACAUUAUGCUUUCGAUGAAAAUAAUAAGUUUGAUAACAACACUAUUCACAGAUUAGAGAGUUCUUUCCACUCUUGUGGUGUCAGCUAUGUCAUGAAGUUGAACGAUAAAAGUUUCCGUCCAUUAUUUGCCAACUUGGUUAGAUGGGCUUUUAACGGCGAAGGAUCUAACGCAACAGGUCACACCGAGUUAUCGAGAUUGUUGGCAUUCUUCAGAUUUUUCAGUAAGUUACAAGAUAAAUUGAAGAGCAUCAUCACCUCAUAUUUCUCCUAUUUAAUUGAUCCAGUUUCGUCGAUUUUGAACAGGUUUGCUAACGGUGAUAUCGUUGAUAUCAACUUGAGAAGAAUUUUGUUGAACUCGUUGACGUCAUCCUUCAAAUAUGACCAGGAUGACUACUGGUCGCAACAACUGAGAUUCGAUAGUAUCUGUUCUCCAUUGUUGAACCAAUUGUCGAACAUCGAGCCUAAUAUCGGUAAGUAUCUCGUCAAGUGUGUCUCUUCCUUCAUCUCCAACGUCUCGUCCGAAGAGUAUAACGAAAAAUUGGUACAUGGCUUGAUUGAGUUCAUCUCGAACGAAAACGAAUCUACAACCUCAAAUACAAAGAUCUGGACCAUUAGGACUUUGAAAACAAUCUUCCAAAAGAUGGGCGAACAAUGGUUGUCUUAUUUACCUACGUUGAUUCCAUAUAUUGCCGAAUUGUUAGAAGAUGAUGAUGAAGAAGUCGAAUUAGAAGUGAGAAAUGGCCUUGUACGUGUCAUUGAAAACGUGUUGGGCGAACCUUUAGAUAGAUACUUGGAUUAG